This is a messenger RNA of Drosophila eugracilis, 762 nucleotides long. RefSeq lists its product as uncharacterized. Bases 39 to 728 code for a protein of 229 amino acids. The transcript has 3 exons. The record is from RefSeq and is a predicted model, not a curated record. Lineage: Eukaryota; Metazoa; Arthropoda; Insecta; Diptera; Drosophilidae.
UGGUUCGGUUGCCCAAAGGUGUUGGAGGCUCUAAGAAAAUGCUGAAAUCGGGUUGCUUUUUUAUUUUGCUGGCUACUUUGCUGGCUGUUCAAGGGAUUUCUGGGGAAAUUUCCCCUGAAGUGCAAAAUUCAGCUGAUCUGCCCAAAUGCUAUAGCUGUGAGGGCAUAAACUGCUUGAGAACAACCCUACAGAAUGCCACUGUUAGCUGUUCUGAUAAACUGGAUGUCUGCGUCACCAUUUAUGAGGAUUUUGCUGUCAGUGAGAGGGGCUGUUAUGAGCAGAUUUCUUUGGCUGGUCAGGCCAAGUGUGCGGCCAAGGACGAUCAAUGUCAAAAGUGCAGUGGCCAAUUGUGCAAUAAUCAAGGACGCAGGGACUUUAAGUGCAUUCAAUGCAUUGGUUCUGAAUCUGAUGCCUGUAACAAGGGUGCCACCUCCUCACUAACCGCCUCCCAAUGUGGCCUUCCCACCUCGGCCAACUCCUACUGCUAUGUCAAGGUCGUUGGUAAUCAGAAGGAUAACCUACAAAGAGGUUGUGCUCUCUCAGUGAAAGAGCAAAAAUCCUGUCUAGAAGACUCGGAAUGCUCCCUCUGUCUGCCAGACAACUCCAGUGAUUCCGUGGCCUGCAAUAAUUUCGAUUUGGAAUUGGGAUCCAAAUCAGGAGCUGAUCAAAGGCUUUUAAGUCUAGGAAUGGCUUUCCUUGCCUUCCUCCUCCUGAAAUUACUAAAUUAAACUUUAAAAUAAAUAAACAAAAAUAAAAAAUGAA